AUGGCAACUUUAACCAACGGGCAGGUGGACGGCACGGUGCACGGCGUCGGUGUGGUCUCCGCCAGCACGAACGGGCUCGUGAACGGAUUAAGCCACAGCCACAGCCCGGCGGGCUGCCCGGCCACCAUCCCCAUGAAGGACCACGAUGCCAUCAAACUCUUCAUCGGUCAGAUCCCCCGCAACCUGGACGAGAAGGACCUCCGGCCCCUCUUCGAGGAGUUCGGCAAGAUCUACGAGCUCACUGUGCUCAAGGACCGAUUCACGGGCAUGCACAAAGGCUGUGCCUUCCUCACCUACUGUGCCAGAGAGUCAGCCCUGAAAGCCCAGAAUGCAUUGCAUGAGCAGAAGACCCUGCCAGGGAUGAACAGACCGAUCCAGGUGAAGCCAGCGGACAGUGAGAGUCGAGGAGAAGACAGAAAGCUCUUUGUGGGCAUGCUCAACAAGCAACAGUCAGAAGAUGAUGUGCGGCGCCUUUUCGAGUCUUUCGGCAGCAUCGAGGAAUGCACUAUCCUCAGAGGUCCCGAUGGAAAUAGCAAAGGCUGUGCAUUUGUAAAAUACUCCUCUCAUGCUGAAGCUCAGGCAGCCAUCAGUGCACUACACGGCAGCCAGACAAUGCCUGGUGCCUCAUCCAGUCUGGUGGUAAAGUUCGCCGACACGGAUAAGGAGCGCACCAUCCGCCGCAUGCAGCAGAUGGCUGGUCAGAUGGGCAUCUUCAACCCUAUGGCCCUGCAGUUUGGAGCCUACGGAGCCUACGCUCAGGUGCAGCAGCAGGCGGCAUUGAUGGCAUCUGUAGGCCAGGGAGGCUACCUCAGUCCAAUGGCAGCCUUUGCUGCUGCCCAGAUGCAGCACAUGGCAACCAUCAAUGGCCUCCCAGGAGCACCGCUGACCCCCACGUCAGGUGGCAGCACUCCUCCGGGCAUCAGCGCCCCCACAGUGACCAGCAUUCCCUCCCCCAUUAGUGUAAAUGGUUUUACUGGCAUGCCGCCCCCCCAGGCAAAUGGGCAGCCCCCUGCAGAGGCUGUCUUCACCAAUGGGAUACACCAUUACCCUGUGUUGCAGGAGGUGGUUUUUAGGGAGGACUCGGAGAAAAACGGCUUGGGCGUGGCUCCGCGAAGUUGUUUUGGGGUUCAGGGUGGCUGCUUCCUCUCCUCUCUCUCUGAAGCUCAAAGUCCCACUGCAGCUGAUCCUCUCCAGCAGGCUUACACUGGAGUCCAGCAGUAUGCAGCCUACCCCGCUGCAUACGGCCAGAUCAGCCAAGCCUUCCCGCACCCUCCACCCAUCAUUCCACAGCAGCAGCGAGAAGGACCAGAAGGUUGCAACCUGUUCAUCUACCACCUCCCUCAGGAGUUUGGGGAUGGAGAGCUGAUGCAGAUGUUCCUGCCUUUCGGUAAUGUCAUCUCCUCCAAAGUGUUUGUGGAUCGGGCGACAAACCAAAGUAAAUGCUUUGGGUUUGUGAGCUUCGACAACCCAGGUAGUGCCCAAGCUGCCAUCCAGUCAAUGAACGGCUUCCAGAUCGGCAUGAAAAGGCUCAAGGUGCAGCUGAAGAGGCCAAAGGAUGCCAACCGCCCCUACUAGCCCCCGCCCCAGCCAGCCGCCGCCAUCCUGGUGGCCGGGGCAGCCGUCGC
Xiphias gladius (swordfish) is the source of this 1625-nucleotide messenger RNA. RefSeq names its product CUGBP, Elav-like family member 4 (gene celf4). Lineage: Eukaryota; Metazoa; Chordata; Actinopteri; Istiophoriformes; Xiphiidae. The transcript has 13 exons. Bases 1 to 1575 code for a protein of 524 amino acids. Gene Ontology annotation, molecular function: mRNA binding. Gene Ontology annotation, biological process: regulation of alternative mRNA splicing, via spliceosome; mRNA splice site recognition. Gene Ontology annotation, cellular component: nucleus; ribonucleoprotein complex; cytoplasm. The record is from RefSeq and is a predicted model, not a curated record.